AUGUCUACUUCUCACUCUACCGGCUUCCCCAUCACCACCUACUCUGUACCCGGCGAAGCCAACAUGCUAGCCGACGAACGAGUGUCCUUUGCCCGUGGACAACGACACAACCAGGCUGACGUCUCUGACGCCAUAGAAUUAAUGUCAGCCAAAAACGCCCACAUCUAUCUAUUUCGUGAAACAGAAAAACGCUAUCCCGAUGCGUACCACGCUCUUUCUUCCCUAUACACUUUCCUUAACAUAGACCUCGUGGCUGACGAACUCCUGAAAGCCAUAGACUCACUACAUUUGUUGGAAAACGAGCAUUCGCAGCACAACAAUCUGGACUCGAGUAUCUGUCGGGCACUCCGGAUGGAAAAGUUAGUUUUGGAAUCUUUGGAACGACGCUUGAGGAUGAACUCCUUGAGUGGGCAGACGGACGCGGCAAAGGCAUAUUUGGAAUUAGGCGGGAAGAUCUUGCUAACCGAGGCGCGCACGCGGAUAGAGCGAGACGGCUAUACGAGUACUCCUCCACCCGGUUUGUCCCGCCGGUCCCCAUUAUACCCAGAUCAGAUCAGUGUUACCCCGGAGCUCACCUACCCCACCGCCACUCCACAACCUCCGCCCACCCAGUUAGCGGAAAAAUACAUUCCCACCGUCCCAACCAGCCCGACCUCACAAGGGUCGAACCCCUCCAGUCCCCUACCAAACGCCCAAACCCGUCGCCUGACGAAACGACGAGGAGCCCGACUAGGCCAACAAGAAAGUCCGAAAGACAGUCCGCCUGGCGUAACGCGCAGGCCUGAGACCGGCUCUCCUUCCAAUCCAAUCAACGUAGAUGACGCCGACAUGAUCGACCAAUUGUACGCGGGAACGUACAACCUGGGAGAUGACGAUCCCCCCACUCCCAAAUCCGACACCUCGUCCAAUACCCGACGAAAGUACCACCAAGGCGUUCGCGACAACGCUCCUUACUGUCAAAACUGCGGUUGGAGUGAUCACCGUACAUAUUACUGCGAAGCUUACUACUGCCCCAACUGCGAUAGACGCGCACCAGGGCAUAGUUUCAAUUGGUGUCCUAUUUGUAGGGAAAACGAAGAUAGGAUUCUGAUGGAGGGAUUACAUGGAGACGUCAGCUACGACGACAGCUACAACAUGGAUGGCGAGGGUACCGAAUUUCGGUGA
Molecule: messenger RNA, 1164 nt
Organism: Serpula lacrymans var. lacrymans S7.9
Lineage: Eukaryota; Fungi; Basidiomycota; Agaricomycetes; Boletales; Serpulaceae
Exons: 3
Coding region: 1-1164 (387 amino acids)
Source: RefSeq, a predicted model, not a curated record